Messenger RNA from Helianthus annuus (common sunflower), 1848 nucleotides. Its product is annotated as U1 small nuclear ribonucleoprotein 70 kDa. Gene Ontology annotation, biological process: mRNA splicing, via spliceosome. The transcript has 10 exons. Gene Ontology annotation, cellular component: U2-type prespliceosome; U1 snRNP; precatalytic spliceosome. Lineage: Eukaryota; Viridiplantae; Streptophyta; Magnoliopsida; Asterales; Asteraceae. The coding region runs from base 172 to 1617 and encodes 481 amino acids. The record is from RefSeq and is a predicted model, not a curated record. Gene Ontology annotation, molecular function: U1 snRNA binding; mRNA binding.
UCUAUCGUCUACCAUCAAAACCCUAGCUCUUCCGUUAGGUAGCAGCUGCUGCUAACAAAUCGAUCUCACCGGCCACAAUCUACCAUCAAAUCGUUUAGAUUCAUCGGUGUUAAUGCUCGUUUUGCUGUAAUCUCGGUGAAAUUGUAACAAUUUCGAUCCGAUAUUGCAACCAUGGGCGAUUUCAAUGAUCCGUUCAUGCGCGGCAACAACGCCGCCGUUCAGGCUCGCACUAAGCAACAGAAUCGUGCGAAUCUUAUGCAGAUGAAGCUGAUUGGGCAGAGUCAUCCAACUGGAUUAACUAAUAAUCUGUUAAAGCUCUUUGAGCCCCGACCUCCUCUGGAGUAUAAGCCACCACCUGAGAAGAGAAAAUGUCCACCAUACACUGGGAUGGCGCAGUUUGUUAGUAACUUUGCUGAGCCUACUGACCCUGAAUAUGCUCCACCUAUAGUAAAGGGCGAAACUCCUGGCCAAAAGAAGGCUAGGAUUCACCAGCUACGGCUCGAAGAAGGUGCAAAAAAGGCUGCUGAGGAACUUGAGAAAUAUGAUCCCAACAAUGACCCAAAUAUAUCUGGAGAUCCUUACAAGACAUUGUUUGUUGCCAGACUUAACUAUGAGACAACGGAGAGCAGAGUAAAAAGGGAGUUUGAGGCAUAUGGUCCCAUUAAACGGGUUCGCUUGAUUGCUGAUAAAGAGACGAACAAACCAAGAGGAUAUGCAUUCAUUGAGUACAUGCAUACGCGGGAUAUGAAAGCCGCAUACAAACAAGCAGACGGAAGGAAGAUUGAUAACCGAAGGGUGCUUGUGGAUGUUGAACGUGGGAGGACUGUUCCUAAUUGGCGACCUCGUAGGCUCGGUGGUGGACUCGGUACGACUAGGGUUGGCGGUGAAGAAGUCAACCAGAGGGUAUCUGGGAGAGAACAACAAUCAGGGGGACCGACUCGAUCUGUGGAACCAAGAGGACAUGAAGAACGAGACAGGGAGAGGGAGAAGUCUCGUGAAAGGGUUAAGGAGAGGGAACGUGAAAAGUCUCGGGAACGGUCUCAUGAUAAACCAAGGGAUAGGGAGCAUCGUGAAGAUAGGCACCAUCGGGAUCGUGAUCGGAAGUCAGAUCGGGACAGAGACCGAGACCGUAGUGGUCGUGACCGUGACCGUGACAGACACCGGGACCGGGACCGGGACCGUAGUGGUCGUGAUCGAAGUGGCCGUGACCGUGAUCGCUAUCGUGACAAAGAUCGGGAGGGUGACGUUGAACAAAUGGACCGUGAUCAUGAGCAUGACCGUGGGCGAUCACGUGACAAGGAUUAUGAGUAUGAUCGGGUCGAUAGACAUGAGAGAGACAAGCAUGGGGAUAGGCAAAAGAGCUAUGAGCAUGGUGACCCAGAGGAAAUGUAUGACCAACCGGUACAUGGGAACAGGGUUGACCACGAGCGGGAUCUUGGAGGCUAUGACGACUACUAUGAUCAAGAGCGGUACGGUCAUCAAGAUCGUGAUCAUGAUCGUUAUUAUGAGAUGGAGGAAGAGAACUAUGAACCAGGAAAGGUUGACCCACAUGAGAAGGAUCAUGAUCGUUCGUAUCGGCAAUCGGACAGGUCGCUUUCGCGUGAGUAUGAGUAUUGAAGUGGUGCGGGUUAUGAUUUGCUGUCGGGUCGGUUUGUUUCCUUUAUUGGUGGAUUGUUUUUAAUGUUCCAUGUCAAGUUUUUAUAUGCGUUGAACUUGUUUGAACGUUUCUUAGAGAUUGCUUGCCUACUGCCUAGUCGUUUAUGUUCUAUAUCUGGAUGACUCAAGGAUGUGUUUUCUACCAUUUUCUUUUACAUAUUACGAAGUUAUAAAACAAAUGCGAACAAGUAA